Molecule: messenger RNA, 1463 nt
Organism: Corylus avellana
Lineage: Eukaryota; Viridiplantae; Streptophyta; Magnoliopsida; Fagales; Betulaceae
Product: F-box protein At4g00755
Molecular function (GO): protein binding
Source: RefSeq, a predicted model, not a curated record
UGUACCUUUUUUAUUUUUGGUUUCACCAGGGUGUCCCAAAGCUAAACCCAGACCUCUCUGUGUUGCUUUAGAUCCGUCUCUCCUCUGCAGAAAAGGUUUCCAGUGGCUUGAAGGCUUCAAUAACUGUUAAUAUGCCAAAAAUGGAUAAUGGGCGUGACUUCAUACAAUGGCUUGGACCUGACAUGUCCAUAAAGAUUCUCACCCAUUUGGAUGACCCAUCUGACCUUGUCCGUGCUAGUUCUGUUUCGAGUUCUUGGCACCGAUUUGUGAUUGAACAUGGCCUUUGUAAGCAGCUCUGCUUGAAAAUGUUUCCUGAAAUAUCUAGUGCUACGCACAUUAUUGAAGUCAAGAACAUGAUAGAACCUGUGAAUCUCAACAUUGAUGAUUCUACAGAAUGGGAGCGCCUUAAGAGGGAUCAUGGAGUGUAUGCCUUCUUAGCCCGAGGUCUGACCCCAAGCAUAAGAAAAGAUUGCAUAUCAAAACCCAUUAGUGCAUCAAGCACUGAUAAUUAUCCUGAUGAAAGCAUACAGAAUACUUUGGAACCAAGGGAUAGAGUUGGGCACAGAGCUUUUUAUUGGUCUAGUAAAGGGGAAGGUGAUCCCAGUGUUCCUGAGACAUUAAUCUAUAAGUUGGUUGCCAAAUUGUGUGUUGUUACCGAAAUCGAUGUUCAACCGUUCCAAGCAUAUUUUCAGCAUGGCAUGCCUAUAUAUUCACCUAAGGCUGUUCGAUUCAGAAUGGGCUAUCCCAGAACUCCAUUGAUAUUGGAUGCUGACAUCAGAGAUGAUUGGUUAGCUGCUCACAGUUGGAUGGAUGAUGAGUUUGUUUGGACAUAUACUUCACCAGAAUUUCCAAUGGCUCAGGAGAACUUCUUGCAAAAGUUCAAGUUACCAGAACCUGUUCUUUGCAUUGGAGGGAUUCUGCAGGUCGAGCUACUGGGUCGGGUUCAGAGACAAGAAAUGGAUGGAUUAUAUUAUAUAUGUGUCUCGCAUGUUCAAGUUGUGGGACAACUACUUUUACCGCCAUUUGAUAUUGAAGUUGAUCCCUCGGGAAAAUGUUCCUUAAAAUACAACCCCGAAAUGCAGUGUUGCACGUCUUCAACACAAUUGACUGAGGGAGAGGCAAGUACACCUUCUCGCAUUCGUACAUUCCUGAUGCAGCUGCUAGGGAAUGGGGCAGUUGACGAUGAGUCAGAUGAGGAGCCACCGGCCUAAAUUUGUAGUACCGACUUAUUUUCCGUUUGUUUUCUGCUGUUUAUAUAAACCCAGCUGAGUCUGGACAGUACUAUCAUAUCGUAAUUAGAUGAUGUUGAUCAGUGGAAACGCUUGUAUUGAUGCAAAUUAGUGUCUUUAGAAUUUGGAGUAAUUCAUCAAGGUGUAUAGGUCGGUCUUUGACUCGUUUGCCCAUGGUUUAAUAUGUCGCUUCUAAAUAAGGCCAUGAGAAAUGGUAUGCCUUUUACAAUGUUA